AUGACAACGCAAUAUUCUGUUGAAGUAGCUAAUGCUCCAACUAUUCCAGGUGAAGGGAAACCCCGUCGCAAUGCUCUUUUGCCGGACAGGUUGAUUUCUCAUCCACCAGGCGUUACUACUUUGUGGGAAAACUUUUUACGAGGAGUUAGACUAUCCGAGGGCGGUAAUUUUUUGGGCACACGCCGAAUCGAAGACGGUGUUGCCAAGGAGUACGUAUGGCAAACCUACCCAGAAGUUCAGAAGCGCAUACAAAAUUUAGGGUCUGGUUUGAGAAAACUCGGUCUACAGCCUUACAAACCUCUCGGUUUCUUUCUUAUUAACUGCGCCGAAUGGACUAUUGCCGAAAUUGCAUGCUACCAAUACUCGUUCAUAACAGUUCCGCUCUACGAUACUCUCGGAGUAGACGCCAUUGAGUAUAUAAUUAACCAGACGGAGAUGGAGUACAUUGUCGCAUCCCAGAACAAGGUCCAGAUAAUUCUCGAUAACAAACAGAGACUUCCGCAUCUCAAACAUAUAGUGGUAACCGAUGGAAUACCCGAUGGCAUGAUUGAUGCGGCUGCCAAAGUCAAUCUGCAGUUACAUGAAUUUACCCAGGUCGAGAAGAAUGGUGCUACUGAUGUGUGUGACGCAGUUCAUCCGAAACCCGAAGAUAUUGCCAUCAUCUGUUAUACGUCAGGCACAACGGGUACUCCCAAGGGUGCUAUACUGACUCAUAGUAAUCUCGCAGCCACUGUUGGCGGUAUGGUAUAUCUUGCCGAUAAGAAAAGUAUGUUUAUUCCUACAAAAGAUGAUAUCCAUAUCUCAUACUUGCCACUCGCUCACGUCAUGGAAAGAUGCGAUGAGGUUGUUGUCAUCUACAGUGGUGGGAAGAUUGGGUAUUACCAAGGAGAUACACUUAAAUUAUUAGACGAUAUUGCAGAACUGAAACCCACCGUGUUCGUUUCCGUACCCAGACUGUUUAACCGUGUUUAUGACAAAGUUAUGGCUGGCGUAAAGGCUAAAGGCGGCAUUGCACAAACCCUAUUUCAUAUGGCCUAUAAUCAGAAGAAGGCUUUGCUUUCCAGAGGUAUUAUCAACCAUUGGCUUUGGGAUCGCAUUGUAUUUGCGCCUAUUCGCGCUCGGUUAGGUGGGCGGGUCAAGAACAUGUUAUCCGGAUCGGCGCCUAUCCAAGCCGACGUGCUGGAUUUCUUGAAGAUUUGUUUUUCGGCCAAUGUCUAUGAAGGAUACGGAUCAACUGAGAAUACUGCUGGCGCUUCUAUAACGGUAUAUGGAGAUAUGUCAUCGGGACAUGUUGGUGCUCCACAACUGUGCAAUGAAAUAAAACUUGUCGAUGUUCCCUCGAUGGAUUACACUAGCCAAGACAAGCCAUUCCCACGUGGCGAGAUCUGCGUGCGUGGUAAUGCUGUGUUUAAAGGAUAUUACAAAUUACCCGAGAAAACAGAAGAGGCACUCGACAAGGAUGGUUGGUUCCAUACUGGUGAUAUUGGUAUGUGGGACGACCAGGGUCAUCUAAAAAUUAUCGAUCGUGUCAAGAAUAUAUUCAAAUUGGCACAAGGAGAGUAUAUUGCACCAGAGAAGAUCGAGAUCGUGUAUCAGAAACAUGAGCUGGUCGCCCAAGCUUUCGUACAUGGUGAAUCCCUUCAAGCCUCGUUGGUCGGAAUCAUUGUUCCUGACGAGGAACAACUCCUCAUCUGGGCCAAGAAGAAUGGUCAUGAAGGCAAAUCAUUCGAAGAACUCUGUAAAUCACCAGAAGUCAACACGUACAUCCUGCAGGCCCUAACUAAAUUCGGUAAACAGAACGAUCUCAAAGGUUUUGAGAACGUAAAGAAGAUUUAUCUCUGCUCGGAACCCUUUAGUGUUCAAAACGAUCUCUUUACACCAACUUUCAAGCUCAAACGUCACCAAGCAAAGCAACGUUUCCAAUCGCAGAUUAAUGCAAUGUACGCUGAGCUUCAAUGA
This is a messenger RNA of Paraglomus brasilianum, 1959 nucleotides long. The record is from the annotation of a GenBank genome assembly. Lineage: Eukaryota; Fungi; Glomeromycota; Glomeromycetes; Paraglomerales; Paraglomeraceae.